Molecule: messenger RNA, 549 nt
Organism: Suillus clintonianus
Lineage: Eukaryota; Fungi; Basidiomycota; Agaricomycetes; Boletales; Suillaceae
Exons: 1
Source: RefSeq, a predicted model, not a curated record
UUACAACAAUGGUUGUCCACCUUCGUGCAGCUCUCCCCCAACUCCCAGAAUCAGGGUACAACCAUCUUCACCCCAAAAACUCUAUCCAGACCCAACAUUCCUGCCGUCGCCAAAGUCCUUUUUGAUUCAUCCAAGGAGGCCCCCUCCGGCGUGGGUCUGGACUCCACCUAUAACUUUGGUAUUCACAGUUUUAUCCAAGACCUCUUGGUCACAAGGCAGUACUGCCCACUUACUCUGUUCACUAAUUCUAACACCGAACAUCUACACCACGAGGGACACUCCCUCAAAAGAUCGAAGAUAAAUGUCGCUGGGAUCUCAUAUCACCUUCUCAAUCUCUCUCAAUUUGAGAAUGAGCUCGACAUGGACCCUCUCUCCUGGCAAGAGGCAUACCAGCACUAUCUUACCUGGAUAAAGGACAUUGGUGAUGCUCCAUCUCUCGACCGCUGGACCAAUCAUUUUACCACUCUCUCCAAGGAUGACGUGGUCCGCAAGAACUUUCGCGCCAUCAUUGAGUUCGACAUCAAAACACAUCAAAACUACACUCUGCGC